This is a messenger RNA of Anastrepha obliqua, 6872 nucleotides long. RefSeq names its product NAD(+) hydrolase sarm1-like. Lineage: Eukaryota; Metazoa; Arthropoda; Insecta; Diptera; Tephritidae. Gene Ontology annotation, molecular function: protein binding; signaling adaptor activity; NAD+ nucleosidase activity. The record is from RefSeq and is a predicted model, not a curated record. Gene Ontology annotation, cellular component: dendrite. Gene Ontology annotation, biological process: response to axon injury; negative regulation of MyD88-independent toll-like receptor signaling pathway; signal transduction. The transcript is spliced from 9 exons. Bases 1890 to 6107 code for a protein of 1405 amino acids.
ACGAGCGAGCGAGCGAACGUUAGACAUCGGAAGAAGAUCAGUAAUCACAUAAUCGAAUGAUCAGAUACCCGUUGCACGAUCCAAAUAGAAAAGCAGAAAAUUAAUAUAGAUGAUAUAGAAUUUUGUGCAGGAGACAAACGUAAAACGCCGAAUCGCAAACGAAAACAAAUUCAAACGAAGUAAAAGAAAAAAAUUAUAAACAAAGGAGAACCAAUAACGAAAAAACGAAAUAAAUAAAAAAAAAAAUUAUUUUGCUAAUAGAAAUUUAAAUAUUUAAACGAAUAAUAAAAAACAAACGAAAAAUAAACAAAAGCGAUUUUAGCAAAACAAACGAAAAACUGCUGAAAAAUAUUUUAGUUUUUGAUGCAGUUGCAAUAAAACGACGAUCUAUCAACAAAAUAAAUUAAAUCAAACAAAUAAAGAAAAGCUAAAAGCUGUAAGUAAAACUAUAUAAAAACAAACGAAAAAGGAAAAACAACGAAAAGCAUAAAAAAUAAAUAACGAAAAUAGUAAAAUAACGGAAUCGAAUGAUACUUGAUUUUAAAGCAAUUUAAUCAAAACGAAGAGCGUAACAAAAGGCAAAUUAGUUACUGUUUUUUAUAAGCGAACUUUUUCCAAAGUGACUAACCAGCCGCGGAACUAAAUGAAAACAUUAUCGAACAAAUUUAACUGGGUAUAGAAUCAGUUAAAGCAGAAUGCGAUAAUAUUUAUGGUGAACAAUCUGAAAUAAAGCGAAAUCAUAAAACAUAAAAAAGUAAAGAAAUUUUCUUGCCAUAUCUCUGUUAUCAGCUGAGAGACUUAAGCUAAAAUAGCAAAAGUGAAGCAAACACUUGUAGAUAGAGAGACGCAAAAAAAAGUUAAUUGCGCAUAGUACAUGAAAAAAGGUACUGUACCCACAAAGACACUGGGUAGAUCCAAAGCAGCUAAUUAAAGGUGAAGCAGUUGCGAAUACUGCACGAACGAGUGAUGAAUAAAAGAUACUUAUGCGAACUGUGCAUUACACACAGCCCACAAAUAUUGAAUUAGACUAUAGUGCAAGAAAAAGUGCUUAAAGUAUUGCAGUGAAAUUGAAAAGCAAAGCGUCAUAAAAAUAUACGACUAUUACUGCAGUGAGAAAACAGAGAAAACUGUUGCAGAAAUACAUUUUUUUUAUAAAUUACAUACCAAGCAAAUAAGACAAGCGAAAUACGCUAAGCAGCGCAAACUGUAAAUAGUUAGAUGCAAGAAAUUGUAUGCUGAUUGUGAAAAAAACGUGUGUGCCAAAGCUUAAAAAUAAGCCAAAUGGACUUAAGUGCAUAACAGAACUAUUAAUCAAGUUCUAUGAAAACCUUAUAUGUAUGUGCUUAAGUACACAAAUAAAUUAAUAAAAACAACGAACGUGUCCCAAGUGCUGUUAGAGCACCACUUGCGGUGUAUCACACAUACCUACAUACGAGCACAUACCUACAUGUGAACAAUGUGCGCUUAAGAUAGCAGCCAAUCUUUAAUAGAACAAUAAAGUAUACAUUUUCGAAAGUACACAUACACUUGCACACACCCUCAAGUAAAUACACAAGUUUGCAAUUUUGAUUCUCAAAAAGAAGUGAUACUAAAGUACAAAGUAAAAGUUGAUAUAGAAACGUGUGGUAAAAGGAAGAGGCGAACCGGUUAGCGAAUUGCAAAAGCAUUAAAGUAAAAAUAAAUUUAUUGAUCGAGCGGCGAUCAACGUGAAACACAAGAAGCGGAAAGAGAGAAAAACUAAACAAACGACGCAAAACAAUUUGCAAUUGUCGAGCUGUUGCGAGGUCGUCAACAGCAGCACAACAACACGCGUUGAAAAGAAACGUUUACAUCACAUCACAUCAUCAUCAUCUUCGUCCACGUCCUCCUCGUCCACAUCAUCGUCCGAAAUGAAGACGGCAGCACUGAAACGCGAUUUGAGCGAAAUCAAAAAUUCCAUGUCCGAAAUCACCGAUCUGGUCGGUCGUAAUACGAAUAACACGAGUAGCGGUGGUCUGGGUAGCAACAACAACUUGGCCAUAUCAGCAUCAGCGCAUCAGCCAUCCAUAAACGAUCUCACACAAUUGAAUGCGCUGAACAGUUCGGAUGCCAUCAAUAAGUUGAAGAAAAAAAUCCGGUCAUCCAUUGAAAAUCUCGUCGACAGCGAUGCAGAACCAUUGGUUACAUUUCCCGAUACUGAUGAUGAUCGUCACAAUUUGGCCGAUUUGGUGAGCGCUUCGAAUGGCAAACUUAUGACCAAUGGACUGAAUGGGUCGGGCAAAAUUGUUGAUACCGUUAAAUUCGAAGAGAAACGUACAAAGACCGAAUCGAAGACGAAAGUUGUGGCCGAUGGUUUCAGUACGGAGCAAGCAACUAGUAAUUUGGCCGAAAUGAAACGGCUACAAACGGGUGAUAUCGAUUAUCAGGAAGCUAAAGCGGCAGCAGCGAUGCGAAAUCGCACAGAAAUGGAUGGCGUGAAAACCGAGGAAAAUGCCGCCGUUAUACAGGAAGCUCUCUCCUUACGCACUGGCGAUAUUACCCAACAGGCCAGCAAUAAUGUGGCCGCCGCCAGUAUUAAAGUGCAAAGUGAUACCUUCUCCGCCGACAAAAAAGCCAUCUCACAAUCGCAGCAAUCACAAACGAUGACCUCAAACGGCAUCAUCAGCCAGGAGAAGCACGUCUCGUCUGCAUCGCAAGCGAAUUACACAAUGACGCAUAAGGGUGUCUCCAGCUCGGGCAGUAGCAUGAUCUCGUCCUCUUCGCAAAUGUCCGCCACCAAUGGUGCACUCAUCAAGCUGCACGAUCUUAAGUUGGAUGACCUGAAAGCACUGACAUCCGGCAGCGGUCAACGUGAGAUCGAGCAAGCGAUUGCCAAGUACUCCGGCGUGUUGACAUCGUUCGUGAAUACACUGGAGGAUUCAAAGGCUGCUCAAGAGAAGUCAAUGUAUUUGGAGAAAAUCAAUGAAGUUAUGCAACGUGCCUGGGCUGUGCCCACACACGGACAUGAGCUCGGCUAUAGUUUGUGCAAUUCGCUGCGCAAUAGCGGCGGUCUAGAUUUGCUCAUGAAGAACUGUGUGCAGGGUGAUAUGAAAAUCAAAUUCUCAUCGGCCAAGUUGUUAGAGCAAUGCCUAACGACAGAGAAUCGUACACAUGUUGUAGAUAAUGGACUCGACAAAGUGGUGAACGUGGCCUGUAUGUGCACAAAAGAACCAAAUACCGAGCAUUCACGUGUGGGCACGGGCAUACUAGAACACCUAUUCAAACACUCGGAAGUCACAUGCUCCGAUGUUAUCAAAUUAGGUGGCUUGGAUGCAGUGCUCUUCGAAUGCCGUACAAAUGAUGUGGAAACAUUGCGACAUUGUGCAAGUGCCUUAGCUAAUCUGUCUUUGUAUGGUGGCGCCGAAAAUCAAGAAGCUAUGAUCUUCCGCAAGGUACCCAUGUGGCUAUUCCCGCUAGCGUUCCAUGACGACGACAACAUAAAGUACUAUGCCUGUCUAGCGAUCGCCGUACUAGUCGCCAAUAAAGAGAUCGAAGCUGAAGUGCUCAAGUCAGGUUGCCUCGAUUUGGUGGAACCCUUCGUCACCACACACGACCCAUCGGAAUUCGCGCGCUCAAAUCUAGCGCACGCACACGGCCAAAGCAAACAUUGGCUAGAACGACUGGUGCCAGUUUUAAGCUCGAAUCGCGAAGAAGCGCGCAAUCUGGCCGCCUUCCAUUUCUGCAUGGAGGCGGGUAUCAAGCGCGAACAGGGAAACACCGAAAUUUUUCACGAGAUCGGCGCCAUCGAAGCACUAAAGACUGUAGCGAGUUGCCCCAAUGCAAUUGCCUCCAAAUUCGCAGCGCAAGCGCUACGUCUCAUCGGCGAAACUGUACCUCAUAAAUUGUCGCAGCAAGUGCCACUGUGGUCUGUCGAAGACGUGCAAGAGUGGGUGAAACAAAUCAACUUUGGCCAAUUUGUGAAACAGUUCGAAGAAUCACAAGUAGAUGGUGAUCUGUUGUUAAAGUUAAAUGAGGAGAAUUUGCGUGACGACAUUGGCAUCUCGAAUGGUAUACUGCUGAAACGCUUUGAACGUGAGUUGCAAAAUCUCAAACGCAUGGCUGACUACUCCUCCAAGGACACAGCGAAAAUGCACCAGUUCUUGGCCGAAAUCGGACCGGAAUACGGCACCUACACCUAUGCAAUGCUACAUGCAGGCAUAGAUCGGAACUCAUUGCCACAGCUGAAUGAAGAUAUGUUGAUUGCGGAGUGUGGCAUCAAGAAUUCAAUACAUCGGCUGCGCAUACUGAACGCGGUAAAAAACCUAGAAAACUCGCUACCCAGCUCGUCCGAAGAGAAUAUGGCAAAGACGUUGGAUGUUUUUGUCAGCUAUCGGCGUUCGAAUGGCUCGCAAUUGGCCAGUUUGUUGAAGGUUCACUUGCAACUGCGCGGUUUCUCGGUGUUCAUCGAUGUUGAGCGCCUGGAAGCGGGUAAAUUCGAUAAUGGACUGCUAAAUAGUAUUCGUCAGGCGAAAAAUUUCGUUUUAGUAUUAACACCAAAUGCGCUGCAACGGUGUGUUGAUGACGAAGAAGGCAAGGAUUGGGUGCAUCGCGAAAUCGUGGCCGCUUUGAAAUCAAAUUGUAAUAUUAUUCCAAUAAUUGAUCAACAAUUUGCGUGGCCCGAAACCGACCGAUUACCCGAAGAUAUGCGCAGCGUUUGUCAUUUCAACGGCGUCACGUGGAUACAUGACUAUCAGGAUGCCUGCAUCGAUAAACUAGAGAGAUUUAUGCGCGGUGAAAAGAAUUUGGAUCGCCUCGUAGGUAUGCCUAGCACACCCGGUUCGGUGACUUACCAAAGAAUGCACAGCAACGAUUCCGACUAUCAGCAGAGUGUGAGUGGCGGCAGUGUCGGUGGCGGUGGCAGUGGCGGCAGCAGCGCCGGUGGUGCGGCGAAUAGCAGCGGACAAGCAGCUAAUCACCAGGCAAAUAGAUACCGGCAAUCUCCCUCACCGGCCAGACAGCGCAUUGGCGGCAGCUGCGGCCCCUUAGGCAGCAAUGGGCAACUGAGCAUGUUCGGGCGUGGUUCGAAGCGUAACGUACUGCCGCCAUACCGCACCCAACAGACGUCGGCACAACAAAAGGCGUUGCUCAUGGGUGGUUCCAUGCAAAAUGUAUCGCCUUAUGGCUAUCGCCCGCCGCGGCGUAGCUCAGCUGGAGGUAUUUGCAAUGCGAAUGGCAGUAGCGGCAACAACAAUAGCAACGGUUCGGCUGCAGGUGGUGCAGCGAGUUAUCGUAGUCAUAGUGUCGACGGGUUGUUGGACACAACCGAUGGCUUGGACCCCAAUGACCGAAUUGCAGAGAUGGCGGCGCUGGUCGCUGCCGGUAGCACGGCGCUCACCAACGCCAGUUCGACAAGUACUCUGCAACCGGGCAACGAUUAUGCCUCGUCGGUGGGUUCACUUUCGGAACUAAUUGAACCGGAAAUCGUGGCGAAACGUGAGAAAACAAAUUUGCCACCAAAUCCGCAGCAUCGCAAAUCGCGCUCACUCGAUCAUUUUCUAGAUGAGAAAACGUUGGCGGUAAUUACGAUGCCACAACCUGCACCCAUGGAGGGUACACAGAGUAUGCAGAACCUUGCCACGCCAAUAACGCCCGAUCUCAAUCGUGGCACACGCACACAACCAAUGCCACAACGCGCUGGCAGUGUGAUGCAAUGUGACUCGUCGACAUCCAGUGCGGCUACCACGCCCGAACGCAACGUCGUACGCAAACAUCAUCAUGGGGCGGCAGUUGUGCGGCGAAGCCCCGAAGGUAUUAGCUCAACAGAAGAUGAGCGGGAGGAUUCACUAUCGCUGCGUAGCAGUAGCACCUCGUGUGGCAGUAUGCUGAGAGCGCAGACGCGCGCAUCGGCCCAUACACACCGCGGUAGUCAGAAUAGUGGCAAGACUUCGACAACAUCAUUGGGUAGCCAUGCGACAGGAAACUCCCACAAUAACAGCAACAACAACGCAAACAAUAAGACUAUUCUGAAUCGAACAAUCAAAAAAGUUCGUUCGCUGAUCAAAAAUAACGACUUAGAUGCUGACGAAUUACCAGGGUUAAUUUUAGCACAAGCAACCGCACCCACCUCCGGCAGAAUUAUAGUUUGGUAGUUUUACAAAUACAAAAGCCAAUGCAAGGUGUUAAAUUUCUAAAUAGAGGUUAUACAGUCGAACGGAAAGCGCAAGGAAGCAGAUGUCUAAGCAUUUGAGUUGGAAAAAAUUCCAAUUCCAACUGCGCUUCGAAUACUGUGACGCAAGAGACUUUCGUUUCUUUUGAGUUUCAUGCAAAAGUAAUUUCUAAGUACUCAAACUCCACGCGCAGUAGAUUUAACAACCUCAAGCAGUAUGCAGGUAGCAUACGCAUAUCGCACAUAUUUUUCAACGAAGACACAAAUCAAUUUUUUGGUAUGCCAGAAAACGCAAAAGGGUCACUUAUUGCAGUACGCGGAGAAACAUAAACGUUGUGACAGAAAUUUACAACAGAAACUGCGUUGAUUCCCUGCUGGCUAUUAAAGAUGUGCAAUUUGAUUGUAUAAAAUGUAAAGAAAACUUUUGAUUGUAUAAAAUGAAAAAAAUACUUGUUUUUUUUUUUUUAAUUUUAAGUUGUGCCACUUUUGAAGAGUGUAUGCGAUAUGCAAUGCGCUGUUACCGAGUGUAAGAAGAUAAGGGUUAACUAUGCAUCAACACAAUAUCGACACCCUUUUCCAAUUUACUAACGAAAAAUGUUUGUAUGUAUGUACAGAUGUACUAUUUUAAAUGUGUAAUUGAUAAUUUUUUUGUUGAAAGUCGUUUGGCUUUGGAAAAGUAUUGUUCCAAUUUUACUAAGGAUACAACGAAUCGAAAUAAAUGUUGGAAGUAUUAUAUAGAUUUAUAGAA